UAGGGCUAAAGCUCUUAUACCCAAGAAAAGAAACUUAUUUCUGUCAAACAUAAGCAGCUUGAUACCCAAGAGACCAAAACUUCUUAAUACUAGAACCAAAAAAAGAAACUUUGACUUGUCAUCAGAACAAGAAAAAACUCCUAUUAUAGAAGCAGAAACAGCAAACAUGCCAUAUUUACCAAAUAGUAAACCAAGUAAAAGCAACAACCAAGAUGAUGAAAACUGGGCCAGUAACAUAAAACAAGAAAAACCAGUUGGUAAAGGCAAACAAAAAGCUACUUCUUCUACAAGUAAAAAUAACAAGAUAAAAAACAACAAGACACAUGUAGUAGCAAAUACAAAAAACAACAAACAAACAGAUACAGAACAUGUGCACAUUACACAUAACAAAAUUGAUACACAAGACAAAAUCGCUGAUAGCACAACAUCAGAUGAU
Cetraspora pellucida is the source of this 436-nucleotide messenger RNA. NCBI's taxonomy places the organism in Eukaryota, Fungi, Glomeromycota, Glomeromycetes, Diversisporales, Gigasporaceae. The record is from the annotation of a GenBank genome assembly.